UAAAUCGUCCGCUCCUUUUCACGUAUGAUGCGAGUGCCCUUGGUUACCUAGUAACUCUCUCUUUCUCCGUCUCCGGUUGGCGCUCCCGCACAACGUUCCGCUCGGGAAUGCGCGGCGCGAUCCCGCGGUGCUCGCGCUGAGCCUGAGAAGAGUCAAGGCGAAAGCGUCAAAACGCACCAGGACUUGAAGGGGAGCUUCCCGCUGGAGUAAAAACAACAACGAAAUAAUAAUAAUAAUUAAAAAAAAUAUAUAAAACUAAGAACAUUGCCUUAAUGGCGUGGGAAUCCGUUAGCGUGAGAGCAGAGAGAGGACAAUGAUCGCUUCGCAGGAAGGUUAUUCCCUAAAAACAUAAGCUUUGUGCAGAAUACAAGGAUAUUUGGAGUACACUGACUACAACUGCAAGUGAAGAUCCCGAGACGGUCAAACAUAGUCCCGGUUUUUUCUUCUUUCUCUUUUUUUUUUUUGAAUUCUAAGAAAGACAUGGGGAGAUUUUCACCUCGGCAAAGCAGCGCCGGCUGGAAGAUCUGACGAGCGCACUGGGAGGCGAGUGAGUGAGGACCUGCAUAUCUGCGGCUGUUUCUCAUCAUUUCUAAGCUGGUGGGCUUCUAUAUCACAGCUGAUGACUGUCCCUCCGGAGGCUGGAUUACAGGGGUUAGCGGCAAGCCUGAGUGUUUGCUGAAGGGCGUGCCCCGGCUUGUAUGUUGGUCACCUACGCUCGCUCUCGCUCACAGGGAUCAUGUGGCUUUGUCCGAGGAGAAAUCGUUUCCCCUUGCAGAACUGGCGCGGCGUCCACAGUUGCACCAAUUUCAGCGUGUCCUUGUGGGUUUUAAGCUUCUGCUGGUGCUUCGCGGCCCUGCGAGGUCAGAACUACCACCCCACCGUGAACACGCAGUACGGGAAGCUCCGCGGGGUGAGGGUGCCCCUACCGAGUGAGAUCCUGGGGCCCGUCGACCAGUACCUGGGGGUCCCCUACGCGGCUCCGCCCGUGGGAGAGAAGCGCUUCAUGCCCCCAGAGCCGCCUUCUUCCUGGUCGGGGAUCAAAAACGCCACCCACUUCGCCCCCGUCUGCCCCCAGAAUAUUCACAAUGCAGUGCCAGAGAUCAUGAUGCCAAUAUGGUUCACCUUUAACCUGGAUAUAGUUACCACGUACAUACAGGAUCAGCACGAAGACUGUCUUUACCUAAACAUCUAUGUUCCAACGGAGGAUGUCAAAAGAAUAUCCAAGGAAUGUGCGAGGAAACCCAACAAGAAAAUAUGUAGAAAAGGAGGGGCCCAUGCAAAAAAACAGGGCGAAGAUUUGUCGGAAAACGACGGUGACGAAGACGAAGACAUACGAGAUACCGGGGCCAAGCCUGUGAUGGUCUACAUCCACGGAGGAUCCUACAUGGAGGGGACUGGCAACAUGAUUGAUGGGAGCGUCCUGGCCAGCUACGGAAACGUCAUCGUUAUCACUCUCAACUAUCGGGUUGGAGUCCUCGGUAAGCAUACUUUCUAAUGUUUUUUUUUUUUU
Molecule: messenger RNA, 1510 nt
Organism: Poecilia latipinna (sailfin molly)
Lineage: Eukaryota; Metazoa; Chordata; Actinopteri; Cyprinodontiformes; Poeciliidae
Product: neuroligin-3-like
Exons: 5
Coding region: 737-1495 (252 amino acids)
Source: RefSeq, a predicted model, not a curated record